AUGUUGUUGCAUCCGGAGAUGGCGCUCCCACUGAGGCCGAUACGCACAAAGCCUCUGGAUGGUGGCACCACCGGCGACGAGGGCUUGCCGGCAACGACGCCGACAGCGGAGGACGCGAGGAUUCCGGAGAAGCUGCCGUGCCCGCCGGCGCCGAAGAAGAGGAAACCCCCACAGAGGUGCCAAAUGGGGGAUACCGAGUUCUUCAGGCCGCCGGAGCUGGAGACGGUGUUCGUACGCCGGCGAGAGACUGCCGAGUGA
Spirodela intermedia is the source of this 258-nucleotide messenger RNA. NCBI's taxonomy places the organism in Eukaryota, Viridiplantae, Streptophyta, Magnoliopsida, Alismatales, Araceae. The record is from the annotation of a GenBank genome assembly.